Molecule: messenger RNA, 1033 nt
Organism: Cantharellus anzutake
Lineage: Eukaryota; Fungi; Basidiomycota; Agaricomycetes; Cantharellales; Hydnaceae
Exons: 4
Coding region: 194-772 (192 amino acids)
Source: RefSeq, a predicted model, not a curated record
AGACCACCAAAAACGAAUAUAACUUGCCCGUCGAGCUGUGUGACACUCUCCACCCACGGCUUUGCCUCUUCCGCCGACGCAUCAUAGGAUUUUAUAGCUGAAACCACCUCGGCCACAGUGUCGACCACGUAUUUCCCAAAACCAGACCAUUCCUGCUUGUUGUCCUUGAACUUCUACAUGGCACAAACCAGAGAUGGAGAGUGCACCGCCAGUCGCCAUCUUUAGAGGGGGACACCAAUCAGCCGUAGCAUUGACGACCUUGAGGAUUGGGACGGCGAUGUCAAUUCCCUCCACGAGGAGAUCAUCGAUCUUUUGCCUGAGAGCUCCAGCCUUUUGCUGCACCGACAUGAUCGAUAGUGGACAAGGUGAUGGAGAGGGAGCUUUGGGCACGUGUGAGCCCUAUAUGCUCAGAGCCAUGAGGCCUCCGUCUGAUUAUGGAAGGAUGAGGAAAGGCACAGCAUGUACAUUUGGUCGACAGCAUACGGACAUCCAAUCCAAUACCAGCGGCGAAUUCUAUGUAGUCCGUGCGGUGGGGACUGGGACGAAUGAUGACAUUAAAUCCUGGCUUAUCUACUGCGAGAGAACAUCUGCAAACAGGAUGGGUGCGCGAACUCGAUAUGAAUUGACCUGGACGCAGGGCCGGCGCGUAAUCAGAUUCUAUACAGUUUCUUGUGGCCGUGGGCUGUGCGUCAAAGCUUAUUGGAGACGGCUUGAAACCAUGGCCCCACUGUACUGCCCAUCGCGUCUCGCCGGGCCUCAGUUAGGAGCAUGAUCUAGGUUCUGGACCGAUUUCUCUUCUUUAUUUAUUCCGCCUGCCUUUGGCGCUCUCAGGACCAGCCUGAAGUUUGCCAGCCAAAUAUCCAGAACACAUAAACACUCCAAUCAGUUUGGUCGUGCGGCUGUUCCAGUGCUGAUUAGCGUGACGCUGACAUCGAUUCACUUGGUUGUGGGCUGCAAGUAAUACUGUGGUGGCGGGGAUGGGGGAAGGAACUGGAGACUUGUACUUUAUGGAUUCAGCAGCGUAUUUUUUGGG